Molecule: messenger RNA, 1289 nt
Organism: Thlaspi arvense
Lineage: Eukaryota; Viridiplantae; Streptophyta; Magnoliopsida; Brassicales; Brassicaceae
Source: the annotation of a GenBank genome assembly
CUACAACUAAAAUGUUUACGUGGCGUUGACGCUGACUUAGAAAUUACAUGAUGUACUUAAAAAAAAACGCGUAUUCUUUACUUCUCCUUCUCCACUAUAAAACACGAACCUAGUACACUUCUCUCUACCUCACAUACACAGUAAAACAAUGGCGAAUUACGCUAAAACCACGUUACGAAGUGACCAAUUUGCCCUUUUCAUCACUACUCUUUUUUUUCUGGUCCUAACCGUUUCCAAAACGGUCACCUCUCAGAACUGCGGCUGCGCCUCUGACUUCUGCUGCAGCUCAGCCGGUUACUGUGGUACGACCGACGAAUACUGCGGCGUGGGAUGCCAACAAGGACCUUGCCGGAGCGGUGGUGGCGGAGACCCUGCUGUUUCGCUUGAAGGAACCGUGACACCUGAGUUCUUUAACUCUAUAAUAAACCAAGCAGCAGGUAGUGAUUGCGCAGGUAAAGGAUUCUACACUCGCGACACCUUCAUCGCUGCGGCUAAUUCGUAUCCUAGCUUCGGUUCUUCCAUCUCCAAACGCGAAAUCGCUGCUUUCUUCGCUCACGUCUCCCAGGAAACAGGAUUCAUGUGCUCCAUUGAGGAAGUCGGUGGACCAGCCCAGGCCGCAGCCGGAGACUACUGUAACAUAACAAACACAGACUUCCCAUGUGCACCGGGAAAGGGCUACUAUGGUCGUGGUGCGAUCCAGCUCUCUUGGAACUACAACUAUGGUCCCUGUGGCAGAGACCUGAAAGAGGACUUAUUGGCUUCACCAGAGAAAGUGGCUCAAGACCAGGUUCUUGCCUUCAAGACCGCUUUCUGGUUCUGGACCACUAAUGUUCGCACGAGCUUUAGAUCGGGCUUUGGCGCCACGAUCAGGGCUGUGAAUAGUAGGGAAUGUAGCGGAGGAGAUUCUACAGAGAAAGCCGCCAACAGGAUUAAGUACUUCCAAGACUUGUGUCGCAAGCUUGGAGUUGAACCUGGGAAUGACCUCUCUUGUUAAGGUUUUCUCUCUAUCCAUCCGAAACAACCAAUGUUCGCAAUAUAAGAAUAAGAGAUCACAUACGAGAGAGUAUCAUGUUACGUACUAUACUCUAUAGUCUAUACUACUGUUGUUGUAAUAAUGUAGCGAAAUGAUCUUCAUUUAUGCAUAGGCACGACGGACUUUAGAACAUAUUUAUCAUCUUUCCCGCGGUUAAAUAUCUUACCCUAAACUUUAAAAAUUUAUGAAUUAGGGUUACUAUCUCUUUAAAGGAGAAAAAAUUGUUUGACCAAUGUUUACCAAUCACAGCCAAAGG